AUGGCAACCGGUGAGAGGCGAUCAAGUCUCAGGUUGCUCAAGACAUCUUUGAUUCUGGACCAAGGCGACACACUCCCGACUCGCCAUGGAGACUGUCUUAGACUGUGUACCUACAACGCGAGAACAGUGUUUACAGACGCUGACCUGCAUGGCCUUCUCGGAGCUGCAGAGCGUAUCACAUUUCACGUGAUUGCUCUGCAGGAGACGGAGUGCAGAAGAAGCGACGUACGACGACGGAUGAAUGACGUACACUCGUCAUUCGUGGAGAGAAGGUUCCGUCGCGAAAUGUAG
Necator americanus (New World hookworm) is the source of this 291-nucleotide messenger RNA. RefSeq lists its product as uncharacterized. The transcript has a single exon. The record is from RefSeq and is a predicted model, not a curated record. The coding region runs from base 1 to 291 and encodes 96 amino acids. NCBI's taxonomy places the organism in Eukaryota, Metazoa, Nematoda, Chromadorea, Rhabditida, Ancylostomatidae.